CAAUUGUGUGCGUGCCAGUUUUUUGUUUAAUUAUGUAGGCGCAGCAUUGCAGUCUGUUUUCUUGCGAGUUUUUCGUAUAAUUUGCUCAAUUUUUGAUUUAUUUAAGUCGAGUUCGAGUGCUGCACAACCCAAUUGCUCAAACGCGCAGCGAAUAAAUUGAAAAGCACGCACUUAAAGUGAAAAAAUAACACAGUUUUGUUGAUUUUAUGUGAGAGGACGCGGCGUUGCAACAACAGCGACGCUAUGCGACCGCAUUUUGAGCGAUAAAAAGGAAAGGCGCGGCCGCACAUAACGGUUCUUGUUUGUUUUUACGACGCCAUACAUAAAAGCAGAAGUAACAACAACAACAAAGAUCUCCGCUGGAUCCCCCGAUUAACCGAAAUCCGCACCAACAACCCACCAACGAAGCCGACGAAACCCAAGCAACCACUGGCGAUGCAAUUGAAAGCGCCCAAGAGCAGAAAUAUGGCCAGUCUUAAAGAUGAAGAACAGGCGGCAACCACAAGCAACUCCACGAACAACAUCAACAACAAUAACAACAAUACGAAUAACAUAAACAACAAUCAUAGCAGUAGUAGCAACAACAACAAUAACAACAACAAAAACGAGGAUGACCCAAAGGUCAGGAAGGAGAAUUUGGAGGCCAGGAAACAGGCUUUGGAGCAGCGUCUAAGCGAAAAGAGCUGGCUGCUGCAGCAAAUUCAGAAACAGGAGACGGCCAUUAUAAAUGGCAAUUACGAGCACAUGACAGUCAAUGAAUUUUUCGUCCAAUUGGCCCAGCAGUACAAGCAUGAACAGCAACUGCAGGCUUUGGCCAGGGAAAACCAUUCAAUAUUGCGGCGGAAGCAAAGCACAACGAGCCGUGAAAGUCGAGAGAGCCAGAUGACCAACAAUAACAACAAUCGUCAAUCGGAAACGCUAUCGAAUCGAAGUUCAGAGUAUGACAAUUACCAGCCUUCCUCUUCGGCGGGAGCCGGUGAUAUGCUGGUAAUAGGCGUGGCUCAGCAGCAAGCGCAACAGCAACCGCCGCUGGUGAAGAGCGCCCUGAAAAAGCGACCCACACCCACGCCCAGUCAAAUGCAAUAUAUGCGCCAGCAGCAUCAGCAGCAAGCGCAUUUGGUGAUGAACAUGAACUACCAGAGAUCACAGCCGGAUGUCAUAUCCAUGUACUCGGCGAACUCCUCGAAUGUGGCAACUUUGAGGCAACCGCCACAAGUGGCACCCCAGCAGCAGCCAAUUAUAGUACAGUGCGAUAAAUACUACCUAUCCCCCACGCAUCAAAACUACAAUGAGGGUGGCUUCAUCAAGUCAAGUCAGAACAUCAAGAAGUAUGUUUCUCCACUGGCGUCGCCCAGCAAUCUCAGCUACGAGCAGCAGCAGCAGCAACAGCGUAAUGCAAUGCAUCAUCAUCGACAGCUAGAUGCUAUAUCCCUGGCGCCCAGUUAUGUUUCCGUGGACAUGGAUGCCGCCCAACAUCAGCAGCAAUAUCGCUGGCGCUCUCAAUCACACAUAGCCCCCUUAACACCGCCUCAAUUGGGAAUAAUAGAGGGUAAAUCGCACUCCAGCGAUAUGCUGGCAGUGCCCUUGCCGCCCAGUCGCUAUCAGCCGCACGACGAGAUCUCUUUGUCAUCCUCCUCGACGACGAUUGAAAAGAAACCGAAGCCGAAACAGUGGCUAGAAUCAUCGCUAGAUGGACCUGCUGUUAUCAGGCAGAUGGAUUCACAACCGCACAGUCCAGCUGGCAGUAGCAAUGGAAGUAGUAAUCCCGGAGCAGCUGCCAUGGUAUCUAGUAAACCCCGCGCCAAGCUCUCUUCGCAGUCCAUGUCGGUGUCGGGACGCCACUAUUCCAUGUCCAACCAGCGACCCACGCAGAACUAUCCAAGUGCCAGCUAUGCGGUGAACACCAGCUCAAAAGCCUUGUUAAGUCAAUCGACCUCGUACCUCAAUGCCAUGGAGCAAACGUUGGGGAUUUCGGUGUCGUAUCCCCUGGAACCUUUGGACAUACCAGCACUGCGAAAUUUGCCACCUAAGCCAAGUCAAAUGCAACAGCCUACGCCGCCGCCCAGACCGCCACCUGCGAAUCAGGGUCAUAACCAGAAUUUGAAUAAUAGUGGGAGUGGUAUUCCAACCGGACAACUUGGUCACGGCAAUGCUGUUCAAACGGCUUUGGUAUCGCCGCCUUUAACCGUGGCCACGGCCAGCUUAUCGCCAGAAAUUCGCAUCGAGUCGCCAAAGAACAUGACCGUUGUGCAGCAGGCCACCUUCCAGCCGUACAAAGAAGUUACCAAACCCUUUGAGAUGUCCGACUUCUACAAAUACUCCACCAAGUUUAAACAAAAAGAGGGCGGCAAUCCCAACUGACCUUUAAGGUUUCACGGGAUUUACAUCAAUUUAAUCUUAAUUAUGUGAUUAACUAAAUUAAUUUUGUAGCGCAGAGUAACUACAAAGCAAAAAGCAGCACAAAUUGUUGACCACCUAUCGAAUUUAAAGUUCGUUAGCCAAAUUUUUUAGGACCAAGGACUAACUGAAUAUUAUUUUUAUUCAAAAAUGCUCAAAAAAUCUGCCAAAUUUUGCACUGACUUAUGAAAAGCAAUUUACCGAGUGACAUUUAUCAUUUGUAUUACAUUUUAUAAAUACAAAAAAAAAGAAAACAGGACAAUAAAUCGCCUUACGACUAGAUGCCUAGAAAAUAUAGAAAUAUUUUACAAAACUGAAAGCAUUUACAAAAGAAUAACUGACUAGCAAUUGUUAAAUAGUGUAUGAAAAAUAUAUUUUUACACUAAUCGAAUAAUAUUUUUGAGUGUAUAUACAGAUUGGAAUAAGUAUAUUCACAAAGCUCUUUAAGACUAACUAUUGACAAGCAAUAACAAUAAAUAUUUUGUAUUAAAAUUUACCUA
Molecule: messenger RNA, 2897 nt
Organism: Drosophila ficusphila
Lineage: Eukaryota; Metazoa; Arthropoda; Insecta; Diptera; Drosophilidae
Gene: sstn
Exons: 3
Coding region: 436-2361 (641 amino acids)
Source: RefSeq, a predicted model, not a curated record